Molecule: messenger RNA, 5480 nt
Organism: Lates calcarifer (barramundi perch)
Lineage: Eukaryota; Metazoa; Chordata; Actinopteri; Centropomidae
Gene: shoc1
Product: shortage in chiasmata 1
Biological process (GO): resolution of meiotic recombination intermediates
Cellular component (GO): condensed nuclear chromosome
Molecular function (GO): ATP hydrolysis activity; single-stranded DNA binding
Source: RefSeq, a predicted model, not a curated record
GAUGUCACAUAUAUUACAUAGAGUGUUAUUUCAUGUGAUCAGACAAAUAAACUAACACUAUUUUGUUUUGGUGUAAUGUUGAUAUUUGACCGUUUUAGAUUAUACUAUUUUAUUAAUGCCGUUUUUAGUGUUUUAAAGCCGCCCAUCACGUUGCGUCAUGAACUAAAAUGUCCAAAGGCGCAUGCGUAAAGUUUAAAGCAAAGACCGUUGGUGCCUCCCAUUUUGACAUCAGUGUUCCCUUCGCCUGUUAAAAAAAAUAUAAAAUAAAACUCAUGUCGUUAUGUCUGAAAACGACAGCAGUUUACCUCCUCAAAUUUUCUCUGCUAUCAGAUAUAAAGCUCUCGACUAUGUGUUUGAGACAACCACCAGCUUCAAAGUCAUGAUGAACUUACUGGCACUGCCAACACCUUACUUCACUGGAACUGGUGACCUCUAUCCUCACAGUGGCACCCUGCCUGAAGUCACCUACAGGAUGCCGUGGAUCAGAGGAAAGGUGAUCUCUACCUGCAAACUCUUUGUCAGUGGUUCUGUGCUUGACGAUCUGGGAGGAAAAAAACAAACAGUUCAUUCACCAGAAAGAUUUAGUGUGACUCUGAGUGAGGUGAACAGGGAUGUGGUACCCAGCUCUAAUCCUGACUCACUGACAGAUCUAGACCAGGACGAGGAUGUCUGCAUUUUAAAAGAGUCACAGAUCAAUGAUCCAUGUCAGGAAUCUUUUGUCAAGUGGACAACUGACCAGAUGAAACCUGCAAAUGAGAACAAAGAUCUCCUCCUGCCAGAGGAGCUCAUGGCAGUUGAUUACCUGCCACGUUUGAAGAGACAUUUACCCACAUUGAAAGCUAAACUGUCCAGACUGAGAACGCUUCCUGUGUCCGACCCUCUGCUGAGCUCAAGAGGAGAAACCAUAUCUGAGGAUGCCAUAUUCAGUCUCAGUUCAUCUUAUGAAAAAACUCCUGACAUGUGUGAUGUUCAGACACGUGCAGACCUACAUGAGGAGUUUCUUAAAGAGUCACUCAUGAAGGAAGAGUCUCUGCUGUUACCUGAUGUAGUGGAUACUUUAAAACUGACCACAGAAAACUGCACCACCUUCUCAAGCAUCUGUGGUCAGAUGAAUGUUGCUCCUGAACAGCUAGAUGAGCAGCCUCCAUUGCUGGAUGUGCUUCAUCAAGCUUCCCGUUCAGGUGCAUCAGUAUCAGUGGACAUUUCUGAGUUUGAUUUACCAGAGGAGCCCAGUGAAGAAUGCAAAAUGAAUGAAGACCUGAGAGACUCAGACUCCAUAGGACGUAUGGUGCUUCCAACUGAGAUGGAGCUGGACUUAACUCUGACCCCGACUCCACAGACCAGACACCCACAUCUCUGUCUGUCCACCUCUGAACUGGAGGAGGAAGAAUUUUCACCGGUCUGCAGACAAUCUUUGGUGUCAGCGAGAGCUCACAGAGAGAUGGCGGUGGCACUUUGGAAAGCAGAGAAGCACCCGACCUUUGUGGUGGGUUUUCUGUUGGCAGAGCCUGAAACAUAUGAACCAGCAAUCGACUUCCAGCCUCUGUCUGAAGCUACGAAACUUGUUCGAUCAGAGAAACAAAGCUUUAUCGGUGUUAGCAGGGAACUACAGUCACAGAUGAUGGCUGAAACCCCACAGGUGUAUUUGUGCAGCAGCCAUGAGUUCACAGAGAGCAUGAGGUCUGGGUUUCCCUCCACUGAGGUGGAAAAGAUAGAAGACUUUAAAAAACUGUCACCUGAACAUGAGACAUUCACAGUUGAAUCUAUCCUGAGGAAUCCCAGAAAUGAAACUCAGUCAUAUAACCCGAGGAAACCUGAAACUGCUGUUUUUCAUGCUGAAGCUGCUGCAGAUGACCUCCAUCUCCAAAAAGAAAUCCUCGCCCACACGUCUCAGAAAACCUUCCUGUCGCACACCGGCAACACAACCAAUAAGGAGGAACAAACUGCGACAGUAAUAUUUUCAAAACCUGCUGCUGUCACCGCCAACACCAGAGAUGACAUAUACAAGGUGAGGUUCUCAGAAGUUACAGGUUUGUCUUCUGCUCGUAAGAACGACACAAACAGAGACAACUGGAAGGCCAAGCAGAGCACCCACACUCCUGAGCAGACUGAGUCCUCCACACUGAAGAUCAGAGACAAUCACAGUGGUCUGCUGGUUACCAGACGUCCACCAGAGAAGGACCUCGACCCUCUGUCCACCUUCAUGAUACUGAGAUCUCAGCAGACAGCUCCAGUGACUGCAGCACCUCAGGGCUCAGCCAGGUCUCCAGCACCAAAGGUGGAGCAGAAAACUCCACUAUAUGAACUGCAGCCUCCUCCAGAGCAGAUACAAAGAUCAGACAGAAGACCAGCGUAUAUGAGCGGUGCUGCGUCAGGAAAUGCUACCAGAGAGCAGGAAGCAGUCAGUCAGUCAACAGGUCAACUCCUCAGUCGUCCAGUCAGUCAGUCGGACCCUCAGGAGAGACGGGACAGCAGAGUAAUACAGGUCCAAGCUACAGACAGCCAGCAGCAUGCCUACUCUGAGCUGCUGGCCUUUGCUCAGCCUUGGUUGAACUCUGCCAGACAGCUGGGGCUCAACUUCCCGGUGUGGGGAGACUUCAGAUGCCUGGCCCCCGACCAAACACACUUCCUCCUCAAACAGCAGGAGAAGGCGCUCUGCAGGAUGCGAGCACAGAGCACAGAGUCGGUCAAAGAUCAGGAGCUGCUUUUCCACCAGGCAGCUCUGAUUCAUGUGCUGGUGACGUUCAAGGAGCUGCUGUUGAAGUGCGACCUCAGUACGGCACUCGAGUACCUGAGUAAGGCAGCUGAGGCGUGUUCGGAGCAGUGUCUGGAACAGCUGGUGAAGAGGCUGCAGAUCAUCCUCUUCCUCAGUCACAAGAACCAGGAGUCAAACCACAAGCUGCAGCAGCUACAGCAGCUGCUGGCUGCAUGGAUGCACAGCAGCAAAGAGCAGAACAACAUGGAGAGAAUUCUCGUCAUAACAUCAGUCGACUCUGACGACAGCAGAUCUAUAAUCAUCAACGGUUUGAGGCAAGUGGCUGGUGCAGCUGUAACUGCAGUUUGUCCUGAGGAGAACAAGACCAAACUGAAUGGAGCCAGUGUGGUCAGCAGUGUGUGUGAUAGUGUGUGUGUGGUGGUGUAUGAGCAGCAUAUAGGCCCCGACUUCCCCUGGAACAGUUUCUGUCUGGUGGUGGAGUACGACCAUCCGGGCCAAUCGCCAUGGUCCACGGUCUGCAGAGAGAGGAGCAUCAGUCACCUCGCCUUCAGCACCAGCAUCUCCAACACUGAGAGGGAGGAGGCGUCUUGGUGCCUCGAAGAUAACGUGCCUUAUGUGUUGUUUGUGACCGAGGGGCUACUUAACUGUCCACUCCUGCUACAGACACUUGAGUCUGGGUUUAAUAUGACUGUGCUGGAGAGGAGCCACUGUCCGUCCUUGCAGAUGCUCGGAGGGGCCCAUCACUACACUGUGAUCACAGUGGAUGAAAGCACCGGCAUCAUCAUUCAGGAGCAGGAGGAACUGCAUCAGGAACGAGCCAGUGAGAGAUUGGUGAUGAGGCUGACAGCGCUCUCUCUCCAGUACAGCUGCUGUUGGCUCAUCCUGCACUGCCCAGACAUCCAGGGAGGAGGAUUUUCCAGCGAGGCCUUCGGUAACUUGGUGUUGGUUUAUUCAUCUCUGGUCCUGUUUGGGACAAAGUCCAAGGAUCUAAAUGUCAAGGUGCUGAUAGUGCCAGAUGUGUUGGAAAUUGCCAAGUGGAUCAGUCAGAUCUGUUUCCACAGCCUGAUGUCCAGUGACAGGGAUCCUCUCAGCUACCUGGACAGAGACUGGCUCAUGGUGAUGCCUUCACAGGAGGAAAACUGUCUGUUGCAGUUCCCAUGUAUAAACCCUCUGGUCAGUCAGCUCAUGCUGAGGAGAGCAACGUCCUUCCAGUGGCUCCUGGAGGCCUCUCUGUCUCAGCUGAAAGACCUCCUCCCUGAGGUGCCACAUAAAGUCCUCAAGCUGUUCAGUGACACCACCUCCCUGUACACACGGACUGCAGACCCCAACCAGCCAGAGUCUCAGACAAUCGUCACUGAGACAAAUCAACAAACCUCUCCCCAUCCACUCACCAACCCACAUCCAGAGUUACUCUCUGUCGACCAUAACACCAGCCUCUUGUUUGGGGCUGAGAGUGCAGAGGGCAGCUUCUGUGAACCAGACCCAGUCUCGACGGUGGAGGAUGGAAACACAGAUUUCAGACUUGACCUGAGUUGUUCCUUUGGCAGCCAAGAUGUUUACUUGCAGAGGAGCUGGGCAAGCGGUGAUCCUUGGAGAGAGGAGGUGAAGUCUUCUGGGUGGAGAAGCAGAGCCGGAGCUGCCGGGAGAGUUGUUGGGAGAGUAAACGAUGAGUGGACACUUAGACCUCCGCCAAAUCUCAACAACUACACCAACUACCUACAUACAGCUAAUGACAGUCCUCUCAAACUGGACUCCACGUUCAGGUACAGCCCCGUCCUGCAGCAGCUGCCUGAUGUCACCAGUCAAAUGUGUACAAACUCUUCAGUCUGCAGUGACUUCCAGCAUCCCAGCAGCCGUCAUAUAACCUGCAGUCUGAGCCCUCCGACAGGGGUCACGCUGUGGGGUAGAGGUCAAAGUAGCCGAACAAAAGUUUCACCCAUGUACGGCUCCAAAUGCUGGAUAGGACGAGAGAGGAAGAGGAGUGGAGAGGCUGCAGGCUUGGUUGGAACAGUGUUGACACCACUGAAGAAGGGGAGGCUGAGCUACGAGAGGGUUCCCGGCAGAAGUGACGGACAGACGAGGCUCAAAUUAUUUUAGGGAUGAAUGCUUUGUUCCUAUUUGUAAAGAUGAAUGAGAAAUAAAUGCUUACAGUUUUGUUAAAUUCAAGUUUAAAAGUUUUAGUUCAACUGCAAAACGUUUUCAUUGCAAUCCAAGUUUCCAGUUUUUUAGAUAAAAUUUCUACAUUUUACAAGUUGCUUUUUCUUUUGAAACUAGCUGUGAUGAGGGAAGAAAGAUGGAACAUGAUGGAUGAAACUUAAACUUAAAUUGCAAUAAAGUGCAGAAGCUGCUGACAAAAUAAUUAAAAUUAAAUCUUUACAGUCUGAUGUUUGUAUAUAAAAUACUAAUUUUAUCAUUUUAAUAUUUUAAAAUGUUUUGUUUCAUAAAGUAGUGUUUUACUACUAUUACUUGUCUUAAGUUUGUGAUUUUCACAGCACAAAUGUUCUUAUUUGUGAUUUAUUAAAUCAUAAAAUACCUGUUUAGUAUUUUACUGAUUAUUUAAGUGUCCUGCAGCCUGUAACUUCUCUUGGUUUAAACAAAUAUUGAAUGACAAUAUGAUAGCUGUCAUUUAAAAAAUGUCUUGAUAGGAGGCAUUGCAAUUGUUGGAAAUACUGCACUUAAAAGACCUUAUAGUAGUUAACAAAUACACUAUAAUGUGUUAUAAAACUAGUUAUUACAUGUUUAUAUACUGCUUCCAAGUAAUAUA